This is a messenger RNA of Vollenhovia emeryi, 327 nucleotides long. RefSeq names its product mitochondrial inner membrane protease subunit 2. Gene Ontology annotation, molecular function: serine-type endopeptidase activity. NCBI's taxonomy places the organism in Eukaryota, Metazoa, Arthropoda, Insecta, Hymenoptera, Formicidae. Gene Ontology annotation, cellular component: mitochondrial inner membrane peptidase complex. The record is from RefSeq and is a predicted model, not a curated record. The transcript is spliced from 2 exons. Bases 1 to 327 code for a protein of 108 amino acids. Gene Ontology annotation, biological process: mitochondrial respiratory chain complex assembly.
AUGCAGCCCACGCUGAAUCCAGAUCUACGCUGUUCCGAUUACGUCUUCCUGAAUCGCUGGGCCGUCCGGAGGCAGAACGUACGGCGCGGCGACAUAGUGUGCGUUAUAUCUCCCAAGGAGCCGAGUCAGAAGCUGAUCAAGAGAGUCAUUGGGCUCGCCGGGGAUAUCGUGGGCACGCACGGCUACAAGAUCAGUGCUCUUCAAGUAUGGAUACAAUAUGUAGAAGUAAUUAUUGGGUGCCGGAGGGACACUGCUGGCUGGAAGGGGACCACAUUGGACGUUCUCUGGACUCCAAUACCUUCGGGCCGAUAUCUCUGGGUUUGGUGA